Lipotes vexillifer (Yangtze River dolphin) is the source of this 798-nucleotide messenger RNA. Its product is annotated as proline-rich protein 2-like. Bases 1 to 798 code for a protein of 265 amino acids. The transcript has 5 exons. The record is from RefSeq and is a predicted model, not a curated record. Lineage: Eukaryota; Metazoa; Chordata; Mammalia; Artiodactyla; Lipotidae.
AUGAAGCCGAGCCGGACACCCUGUCGCCCGCCCCUCACCGACCUCCCCCCCCCGCCCGCCUCGAGACUCCCCUCCAGCUGGACCCGCAAACUGGGCCUCCGUCCUGGCUUUGCGUCACGUUCCCAGGUCUCCCCUCGCACCUGGGGGGGUCGCCCCAUGCAGCCCCUUGGGUGGAAUUCGGGAUGUAAGUCUUCCGUUAGGGGAAAGGGUGAUAGGGGCACGGAGGGCAACCUGUCAACCUUGCUGACCUUCCUGCCCCCGCCCGAAGUGGUGCAGAGGUCCCUGCCCGCCAGGACGGAGAGGGUCACCGGGCAGCCCCCCAAUGCUGCCUCGCUCUCCCCACCCCCAGGGUCCCCGGAAAAGCAGCAGGGACCAGUCCUCACAGGGCCCCUGCACUCGACAGGGGACAGUGGUCCUACUGACCGGGCUGAGCUGGGAGCGGGGCUGCUCAGGACCUGCGCCCCUGCCCCAGAGGUGCGGCCCACCACCUGCUGCGGGCCCCCAAAGCAGAGGGAGCGGGUGAGACAGAGGAAGCAUCCCCGCCCCAGCCUGCUGCAGCCGGCUCCAGGGGCGAAGGCAGGUCCCCGUCACGGGCCCACCCAGACCCUCUGGCGAAGAGCCCAGGAGGGGACCGUUUCCAGCUACCCAGGUGGUCCCAGUGAGUCCAAGCCUCCAGCCGCAGACGUCGGGAAAGAACACCCAGCCUCCAAAGCCAGCAGCAGCGCCCAGAACACGGCGGGAGCCCAGAGACAGCCCCCGAGAGCUGAGCCCCCAAGGGAAGGGCGCACAGGCAGCUGA